ACCUGUAGGGUUUAGUAGGAGAUUUAGAGAUGUGGAGAUCAAUAGCAGCAAGAUCAACCCAGGUACCACGAAACUUCCAUGCUGCCAAGAAGGUACAAUCUACUCUAAUUUUUCCUCAUUCUUCUUCCAAACCUUCUCUUUAUCAAAUCCCUAGGGCUUUUUCACACUUAUCUGCAACUGACCCCGGUAAUGAGACUGACCUCUCUUCACCUAGUUUUAGCCAAAAUGAAUACACCCAGAUGGAUCCUCCUUCGACUGAAAAUAGUGAUAUAGUUGAAAAUGAUGAUACUCAGAUUGAUAAUGAAAAUGAUGAUACCCAGAUUGAUAAUUCGAUGCUUUUUAGUGAAAAUGGUGGUAUUCAGUUGGAUAAUCUUUCUGCCGAGGAAGGCGAAGCGGAGCCGGAGAUUGACAUGGAAAAAUUGGAGAAUGUGUUGUCGCUUUUACAGAGUAGUGUUGAUGAUUCGGUGGAGUCGACUCUUGAGAGUUUUGAUUUGGAUUUACAUGAAGAGUUUGUGGUUAAAGUACUUGAAACCCCACAAGUUUUGGGUGAGAAUUUAAUUGGGUUUUUUAAGUGGGUUAUGAAGCAGCCGGAUUUUAAGGUUACAACGAGUGUCGUUGAUGUGCUUGUGAGAGCUGUCUGUGGCAGUAUGAGGAAAAAAGAUGCUUAUGCUUUGUGGGAUUUGGUUAAGGAGAUUGGCGAGAAGGAGAAUGGUCUGUUGAAUGUGGAGAGUCUCAAUGAAUUGAUAGCUUUGUUAUCCAAGUUGGGAAAAGGAAAAGCGGCUUUCGAAGUGUUUAACAAGUUUGGGGAUUUCGGAUGUGAUGCAAAUGAGGAGACAUAUUAUUUCACUAUUGAAGCUCUUUGUAGGCGCUCUAUUUUUGAUUGGGCUUGGUCUGUUUGUGAGAAAAUGAUUGAUACAGGGAGCUUGCCUGAUACCGAGAAAGUUGGAAAGAUUAUUUCUUGGCUUUGUAAAGGAAGUAAGGCAAAGGAGGCACAUUUGGUUUAUAUGUUGGCAAAGGAGAAAAACAAGUACCCGCCUCAGUCUUCUGUCAAUUUCUUGAUCAGUUCCCUUUGUCAGAAAGAUGGAACGGUGAAUUUAGCUUUGGGGAUGCUAGAUGAUUUCUCAGGCGAGGCUCGGAAGUAUGCGAUCAAGCCAUUUUCAUCUGUUAUUCACAGUCUAUGUAGGAUGAAAAAUGUUGAUGGAGCAAAAGCAUUGCUUUCUAAGAUGAUUUCUGAGGGUCCAGCUCCUGGAAAUGCAGUGUUCAAUUCAAUUAUCAAUGGCUAUUCCAAAGCUGGAGAUAUGCAACAGGCAAUGGAGAUGAUGAGUUUGAUGGAAAGUAGGGGAUUAAGACCAGAUGUGUAUUCUUAUACGGUUAUUAUGAGUGGUUAUGCAAAUGGUGGUCAGAUGAAGGAGGCCUGUGAAAUCUUGUCUGAAGCAAAAAAGAAGCAUUCUAGGCUGAGCCCGGUGACUUACCACACACUCAUUCGUGGGUAUUGCAAACUGGAAGAGUUUGACAACGCUUUGACAUUGCUAAAUGAGAUGAAGGAUGCUGGUGUCCAACCUAAUGUUGACGAGUAUAAUAAGUUAAUCCAAUCUCUUUGUCUAAAGGCUGUGGAUUGGAAAACAGCAGAGAAGCUAUUAGAGGAGAUGAAAGAGAAAGGUUUGCAUCUCAAUGGGAUCACACAAGCUCUUAUAAGAGCAGUCAAAGAGCUUGAAGAGGGAGUGGAUGAUGGAGUAGCCAGCAUUGAAGCCUAAAUUAUAUUGGGUUUUUUCUUUUUUAAAUCAAUUUAAUGGGAGGCAUGUCUUAUGAUUGUAACUUUUUGUGUUUUUCUUCCAAAAUAUAAUGCUUAAAGUGAGGUUCUCUCUUUCUUCAGCCUUGUGCACCAAUUUCACUAGGGAUGGAAUUUUCUUGACACACAGAUAAGUCCUUAGGGAUGCAUUCUUCUUGAAACUUUGCAAAUUGAUUCCGUCGACCCAAAAUUUAUGCUUAAUCGGGGGUAGUCUAGGUUAGGGUUGGUUUAGAAAUAGCUAUCAUAAUGGUUUGAACUUUGAACCACAAGAUUUUGUUGAAUUGUAUUGUAACCAUUUAAUAGUGACUUGAUCUAGUAAUUUGAUGUAUUGUUCUUCUGUUUUUUUUC
Pistacia vera is the source of this 2137-nucleotide messenger RNA. RefSeq names its product pentatricopeptide repeat-containing protein At3g02650, mitochondrial. The record is from RefSeq and is a predicted model, not a curated record. The coding region runs from base 30 to 1754 and encodes 574 amino acids. NCBI's taxonomy places the organism in Eukaryota, Viridiplantae, Streptophyta, Magnoliopsida, Sapindales, Anacardiaceae. The transcript has a single exon. Gene Ontology annotation, molecular function: protein binding.